AUGUCUACCAACGAGACGACACCGCUCCUUAGUGACGACGGCAUUUCGCCUGCGUCGGACAGACAAAUCGAUGAAGAUGAGGUUCUCAAGGUCUCGCCGGAAGUUUGGGCCGAGCGCUUCAUCGAGAAGGGCGAGAGCUGGCGACGCGACUAUGAGCGAAAGCUCAUCCGCAAGGUCGACCUUCGAUUAAUGCCUACCCUCGUCAUCAUGUACCUCCUCAAUUUCCUCGAUCGUUCGAAUCUCACCCAAGCCCGACAGGGCACAUUGGAACAAGAUUUGGGGAUGCAAGGUACAGACUACAAUGCCGCUACCAGCAUCUUCUUCGUGGGCUACUUGUUGAUGCAACUGCCAUCUAAUCUGCUUCUCACACGGGUCAGACCAUCUUGGUACCUAGCGGCCUCCUGCUUGUUAUGGGGGAUCAUGUCAACAUCCAAUGCCGCGUCUCAGAACUUCACCCACCUCAUCGCCAUUCGGUUCUUCUUGGGCUUUGUUGAAGCUCCUUUCUUCCCAGGCGCAGUCUUUCUGAUGAGCUCUUGGUAUACUCGUGCCGAACUCACCCAGCGUAUUGCAUGGUUAUACACCGGCAAUGCCCUUGCUAACAUGUUUGGUGGCCUUCUCGGCGCGACCAUCCUGGGCAGUCUCGAGGGUGCUCUGGGUAUUUCCGGCUGGAGAUGGCUCUUCCUUAUCGAGGGCGGUCUCGCCGUUUGUUUUGCGUUGCUAUCAGCUUUCCUCCUACCUGAUUACCCACACACUACUACAUGGCUUGACUCCGAAGGAAAAGCCUUCGCCGCAUGGCGCUUGCUUGGGGAUUGCCAAGAAGCAGAUUCAUACAGUGACGUCUCUGUCUGGGAGGGUGUUCUUAUGGCGAUCAAGGAUUAUCGCCUGUACGCUUUCAUUGUCUUCCAGCAUACCAGCCUUCUUUCUCAGAGCUUCCAAUAUUUCUUCCCUGUUCUCGUGGGUACAUUGGGCUACGAUAAAAUCACGACAUUGUGGCUCACGGUGCCUUGUUGGUUUGCCACUUUCCUGAUUUCUAUUGCUGUGACUUUUACUUCAGCAAAGACGCAAGACCGAUCGAUACACAUUAUUGGGCUCAUGUUGGUGGCAACCAUCGGCAACGCCAUCGCAGCCACCUCGGACGUGAAUGCUGUGCGCUACUUUGCCAUGUUCUUGAUGCCUAUGGGCUCCAUCUCUGCUUAUCAGAUUCUGGUGGCAUGGGUUGCAAACUCCUUCCCACGGCCGUUGGUCAAGCGUUCGGCCGUCAUCGCCGUUUCCAACAUGAUUGGCAACACGGCGACAAUCUACGGAUCAUAUAUGUACCCGUCUUCCACAGGUCCUCGCUAUAUCCUCGGGAGUACCAUCAAUACCUUUGUCUGCCUUUUAGUGGUGGUACUGGCUAUUGCUCUACGAUUUAUCCACGUACGAGAGAACAAACGACUUGAGCGGGCUGAAGAGGACCACGCUUCGCCACAACCUAAUGGCAGUGGUGAUAUUGAAGAUCCGAAAGACGAAGCCGUGUCCAACUUUCUCGAGAACUAUGUACUCUAUCCGUGCAAUGAGUCCUCGUCUCCCGGCUUCCUUGAGCACUUACCGGGCCUCUUCAAGGAAGUCAAUCCGAGCCUACAUGCGCUGGGCAAGUCUCUAUCUAAGAAUGGCAAAGAACCAGACGAUUAUGAUUUAAUGACAGUCGUGGUUCUGGACAUAUUUGAGACCCUAUUUAUCCAUGACGAGAACAGUUUUGGCGCCCAUACUCAAGGAAUGGCACAUAUCCUACGUCUACGAGGCCAUAAACAAUUCCAUGACCCUCGGGGAUGGGGCCUAUUCCGACUGGCUCACCACCGGCUGCAAAAGGAAAGACUCGCAAAACAGCUAAGCCCUCUGCCAGAAUCUGGCCAGUGGCUUGGCUCACUGAGCAGCGAGAUACCCUUCGUAGAGUUAGAAAAGGGCGCAUUCGAUGUCAAUGAAGUUUGCGAGAGAGCAAGGUCCCUGCUUUUUAGGCUAAAAUCCGGCGCACCCUCGUGGGAAGAAAUGAUUCAACUCGUGCGGGAAAUGGUCAGCGUUGAUUUGAAAGUGUCUCGAUGGCGCGAGCGACCCGAAUGGACCUUCAAAUCUCUUCCGCGGAGUGCCUUGACUGGUGACCCAGAGUGUAUCAGUCGCCUCCCUCCCCGAGUCGAGAUACACCGCGAUAUAUGGAUGGCGUAUGAGUGGAACUACCACCGCACAGGGCGAAUUAUCCUACACCAGACACUUCUGGAAUGCCUUUUGCAGCCAUCUAUUGACCUCCCUGUUGCUGUUUCCGUCCAUGAGAUAUCAAAUUACAUCGAUGCAUCGACCUCCAUCAUUCACAAUCUCGCGGGCGGCAUCUUAUCAACUGUCCCUCAGUCUCUUGGGGAUAUUGACAGCACUGGGCAAUGUGUUUCACCAACCUCCGACAAGCCUGGAUGCCAGGCUAUUGGGGCAUAUCUUCUGCUAUGGCCAAUCAAGAUCAUCAAAUCUAGCAAUAGCAUGGCAACAGAAGCGCAAAGACACGACGCUGAACUUUGCUUUGAAAGAAUUCGGGAACGGACUGGAAUGAAAGCCAAGUUAGGCCCUUUGUCUUCUAUUUAA
Molecule: messenger RNA, 2604 nt
Organism: Clonostachys byssicola
Lineage: Eukaryota; Fungi; Ascomycota; Sordariomycetes; Hypocreales; Bionectriaceae
Source: the annotation of a GenBank genome assembly